Messenger RNA from Taeniopygia guttata (zebra finch), 2975 nucleotides. It is a transcript of the gene PAIP1, whose product is annotated as poly(A) binding protein interacting protein 1. Gene Ontology annotation, molecular function: protein binding; RNA binding; translation activator activity. Gene Ontology annotation, biological process: regulation of translational initiation. Lineage: Eukaryota; Metazoa; Chordata; Aves; Passeriformes; Estrildidae. The record is from RefSeq and is a predicted model, not a curated record.
UCACGCGGCGUCUGAGGGGCGGUGGCGGCGCUGCCGCGUCCUGGCCGAGCCCGCCGGCGGCGGAGAGCGGCAUAACCGCGCCGAGCUGCCGUGGCUGGCCGCGGCGGGGAGGCGACGGUCGGGGCUGCAGAGGGGACGCGCCGAAACGCGCGUGUUGGACGUGGGGCUAACGCCAUUACACGUGUCUACACUGGGGAGAGGAAAUUGGGUUCCCAACCAAACUUCCCUGUGCUCAUGCAAGCUUAAGUAGUGCAUCUGUAAGAAAAAAUAUGGAUUUGGGAUCACAUUCCAGUUUAAACGAGCAACUGCAAAAGACGGGAAUUCCGCCUGGAUCACAAGAUAAAGUUUCAGUUACUGAUUCUGGACCAAAAAUGGCUGAACCUCAGUUGGCUGUGGAUCCUGUAGCAACAUCAAACUUGUCUGCUAAAGCACCUGAAUUUUAUCCAUCGGGGUACAACCAGAACUUCAAUCAGAAUUUCACAGAUUCUUCCUUUGAAGAUAGAUGUGAUGGCUAUCUGACCCUGGCAGAAUAUGUACAAGACUUCCUAAAUCACCUCACGGAGCAACCAGGUUGUUUUGAAACGGAAAUAGAACAGUUUGCUGAAACACUGAAUGGCUGGGUUAUUGCAGAUGAAGCUUUACAAGAACUUGUUGAACUUGUCUAUCAGCAGGCCACCUCUGUGCCAAAUUUUUCUUACAUGGGAGCACGGUUGUGUAACUAUCUAUCUCACCACCUAACCAUUAGUCCACAAAGUGGGAACUUCCGACAGUUGCUGCUUCAAAGGUGUCGAACAGAGUAUGAAAACAGAGAUGAAGCUACCAAAGGGGAUGAGACUACUAGAAAACAAUUUCAUGCCUUUGUGUUGUUCUUAGCUGAACUUUAUCUUAACUUAGAGAUUAAAGGAACAAAGGGACAGGUUACACGGGCAGAAAUUCUUCAAGAAGGUCUUCGGGAAUUACUGAAUGCGCUCUUCUCUAAUCCUUUGGACAGUAAUUUGAUAUGUGCAGUGAAACUGCUGAAGUUGACCGGUUCCGUUUUAGAAGAUGCCUGGAAAGAAAAAGGAAAAAAUGAUAUGGAAGAAAUUAUUCAGAGAAUUGAAAAUGUUGUGUUGGAUGCAAACUGUAGCAGAGAUGUGAAACACAUGCUUCUGAAACUAGUAGAACUGCGAUCUAGUAACUGGGGUAGAGUUCAUGGAACAACUCCACAUGCAGAAGCUACCCCUGAAAACGACCCAAACUAUUUUAUGAAUGAACCAACAUUUUACACUUCUGAUGGCGUUCCUUUCACUGCAGCAGACCCAGAUUAUCAAGAAAAAUACCAAGAGCUGCUUGAAAGAGAGGAUUUGUUUCCAUAUUAUGAAGAAAAUGGAGCAGAUCUGUCAGGACCUGGAGAGCUGUAUUUUGAUGAGAUUGAUGAUGAGAUGGAUCCAGAAAUUGAAGAAGCAUUUGAAAAAUUCUGUCUAGAAUCAGAACAUAACAGAAAACAGUGAGAUUUUAUGUAUUAAUGUUAGUUUAUUUAACCACUUUAGGUAUGGUUAGAGUGAAGGGGGACACAAAACAUUUGUACCAAAAUGAGAAACUUGAGUUUCUCCAAGUACUAAAGUUACACAAUUUCCAUUUUGUUUAACAGAACCUGCCAAAAAAUGUAAACUUAUGCCCUUUAACUUAAAGUGUUGUGUAUAUAUCAUAGUUUAUUUUGUGAAAAAUGUUUUUGAACAAUGUUUUGGCUGCAAUAAAAAUUAUUUAAAAGUUAUAAUUGAAAUUAAAAUUUAAUGGGGAAAUGUCCCGUAAAACUUCCCUUGAGGAAGAAAGGGAAAGAAUAAUAAUCUGAAUUUGCUUGCUUGUUUGCUUUAGUAUAUAUUGGGAUUUACUCAUCCUAUUUACUAUAUACAAUAUAUCUUGCAUUUACUUCCUCCACUUCCCCCCAAGAAGAAUAUGAUCCAAAUAAGAAAGAAAUUUUUUUUUCCCCAUUUAUCACAAUCAAGAAAAGGGGCUUGUGAAAGUUUUGUGUAUGAAUUUUUGUUUUGUUAAUUUCCUUUUUCUUCUUUCAAAACACACAUGGGUGAGGUCUGGACUUUCUUUUUUCCUGGAAUAAAUACGUUACAUGUUGAUAUGUGAAAAAGCAAGCAGUAUUUUUGAAGUGAGGUGCUUUCAAGAUCUUUGGUUCAGAUAAGCUUAUUUUCAAAUCUACAAGAAAAACCUAUUCUGUAAUUUGUUGUGUUCUUCAAGGCAAUAGUAAUACAGUUAUGUUCUAAACCAUGCUUCUCAAGAGUAUGUGCACUGCUUAUUUUCUUUUGCUUUUUUCUUUAGUAAUGUAUCUAACAUGUCUAACCUUUCACAACCCUUGUAACUUUCUUUUAUUCUUCUAAUUUUAUGUAGUUUGAUUUAAUUUUGUAGUUGGAGUAAAUUCAUAUAUUUCAUAAAUGUUAACAUUCUGAAGCCAACAGAAUUUUUUUUUGACUUCAUAAAAUGAUGUUAGUUUUCCUAGGAUACUCCAUUGUUCCUGUUGCCAAACUCAGUUGAACUGUUUCCUACUACCUGUUGCUGGUUAGACUUGAGUAGAAAUCCUUACCAAAAACAAACAUGAAGUAUUUCCCAACAGUUAGCUACUCUAAAGAAUACGCAUUGUAAAUAUGCAUGUAAAUAAUUCUGAUAAUAUUUCAUUGCUAUUUGUUAGGUUAAAUAAGUUGUGCAUCUGCUAGUAGAGUAAGCAGUGGCUGUUUUGUGGAUGUUUAUUUAACAUACUUAUUUAGGAGUUACAUUCUUACUUGGAGUUUUGGGAAAAAAAGUUUAACUAGCUUUAUUUCCUUUGAUAUAAUAUCACUACCUUGUCUUCUUGCUUUAAAACAAAAACAAUAUUUUAUCUUCUUCUAUCUCUCCUUUACUGAGCACUCCUUUCUUUUCUUCAAAGUACACAGUUGCAGAGUUGAUUAUCUUUUGAUUCUUGCUGGACAAAUAAAAUGUGUCAAAAUGCA